Messenger RNA from Lodderomyces beijingensis, 435 nucleotides. NCBI's taxonomy places the organism in Eukaryota, Fungi, Ascomycota, Pichiomycetes, Serinales, Debaryomycetaceae. The record is from the annotation of a GenBank genome assembly.
AUGAAUCCAUUGAACAAGAUCAUCUUCCUAUCCGCAUUCCUAGCCUCGGGAUUCUUACUCAUACUCCUAUCAUGUGCCUUGUUUAACAAUUACAAACCGUUGUGGGUAAUUUUGAUAUUCUUGGCUGCGCCUUUACCAAACAUCAUAGCCAACUCGAUAGAAAGUUCAAGAGAUUACAAUUUUCUAACAUUCAACGACUAUGGCAAUUCCAACGAUCUGAAUUCUAGUCCCUUGCAGGAGUUUUGCAAGUUUGUCACGGGGGUUCUCAUCAUUAGUGGGAUUGCUUUACCCUUAAGCUUGUACCAUUGUGGGCUAAUCGAAUUGGGCUCGUUUAUCAUGAGUGCUUCGGGCGGGUUGAUCGUCUAUGGCGAUAUCAUUAUAUUUAUUUGGUUCUUUAGCAGCGAAGUUGAAGAAAGUGACGAGUUCAACUUCUGA